Messenger RNA from Boleophthalmus pectinirostris (great blue-spotted mudskipper), 2900 nucleotides. It is a transcript of the gene tacc3, whose product is annotated as transforming, acidic coiled-coil containing protein 3. Lineage: Eukaryota; Metazoa; Chordata; Actinopteri; Gobiiformes; Gobiidae. The transcript has 17 exons. Gene Ontology annotation, cellular component: cytoplasm. Gene Ontology annotation, biological process: cell population proliferation; cerebral cortex development; mitotic spindle organization. Bases 130 to 2607 code for a protein of 825 amino acids. The record is from RefSeq and is a predicted model, not a curated record.
CGAGACUUUUAAAUUCCAAACCGUUGUCUUUGGGAGAAGCUGCAGUUUUUUCAGCUCACUUCUUCCAGCGCUGCAUGUUACGUUUGUUUCGAGAAAAGGCUUAUUUUCAGCAACUAGGGUUAUUUGAGGAUGAGCUCUGUGGAGGUGAAUGAUGAAAAUCGAGAGGUGGUGCCCCUCGGAGGAAAGCACUGUGUCAUGAAUGAUGAUAUUUUUAUGGUGGCAAAUCCAACUGGAAGGCCCUCCAUCCUGCGCCAGACUGAAAACCUACCCAGCAACACUGUGCCCAAGGGCAUAAAGGUUUGUUUUCAGACUCCAAGGAGAGACCCAGUCACAAAGAGGAUUCUGUCUCCAACUAAAACAUCCAAGAUGAUGAGUGUUGAUGAAUGCACAAAAGCAAUGGAGUCAUUACAUCUGGAUAAAAAAACUGAGUCUUCAAUUCAUGAUGCAGCUGACCAACUUGUACCAAAACAAGAAAGCGAAAUGCCACUUCCAAGCAGCGAGUACAACUUGAAUUUUGAAAACCUUGAUGCUAUCAACCCUUUUCAAUCAUCCAAUAAGAUGGCUCUGUCCCCGGUGGCGCCUGCUGCUGAGACUCCCCCUGCAUUUCAUAAAGAUUUUAACAAGAGAAGCCCCAGCCUGUCUAAAACAGAGUCUGCUUUAGAUGAGACACUGCCUUUUACUCCAUCUGUGGACAACUCUCUUAAUGCGACCACAGAUGUCAGCUCCACAGACAGCAGUGUGGUGCUGGUGACCAAAGCUCCCACGGAGGAUCAACAAGAGCUUGGCACAAACAUACCAUAUGAAACUCAAGAGAAACCUUCCGUGGACUCUCCUUUGCCCACAAAAGGCUCAUACAAUUUUGAUUUUGACAACCUUGAUGCAGUAAAUCCUUUCCAGACAGGUGGUUCUAAAAUCCAAAAUUCCCCUCCGAUAUGUAAACGCUCCCCACCAGAAAAGGAUGUAUCAGCCGUGGGGCAAAUAAAUUCCACAGAGGAGGUCCUAGGGCAAGAAAUGUUGAGUCAACCUGAAGUAAAACCUGUAGCCACAGUUGCUCCCAUUUCUUCUGAUACCAGUACAUCAAGUAAACCAGAGACUCAGCCUGAUUUGACAAUGGGAAAGGAUGGCCCUGUUAAACUUGAGUUUAAUUUUGAUGACAAUUCAUCCAAGAAAGUAAAGCCACCUCCAAAAAAACUAGGAGUCAAAAAGCCACCAAGCCAGAAAACUGUCAAAGAAGUGAAAGAAGUGAAGCCUGUGCACAAAGCAGAAACACAGAAGGAGGCAGAGGGCCCCUGUGAGGAGGUCCCCAUAUCCAAAGGUGCAUACUCUUUUGAACUCAGCAAGCUGGAUGACCCAAACUUCAACCCUUUUGGCUCAAAGUCUGCAGUCUGCAAUUCCCCUAUAAGUAACGUAAAGACUAGUCCAGGUACUGCUAAAACCACCCAGGAGAAUGUCAGCGAGCCUGUACAGAAAGACACAAUCUCUUUGGAGUGCACGACUGAAGCUGGCCCUGUUUCGUCCAGCAUUGAAGAGGAUGUCCCUGUGAAGGCUGUCCGUGAAGAAAGCCUUCCUCCUGAGGCUGAACACAUGAGUUUUUCAGAGCACAAGUCACAAGGCAGCCUGAUGGAAGAGGAGUUUGUUCCGGGAACAACAUUCCUGUCUAAUGACUUUGACGGACAGAUUGACUACCUGGAACAGUUCGGGUCCAGCAGCUUUAAAGAGUCUGCAUUGAGGAAACAGUCCUUGUACCUUAAGUUUGACCCCCUUCUCAGAGACAGUCCUAAGAAGGGCCCUGGUCCAGCUGCUGUGGUCCCUGCAUCUCGACCUGCAGCACUCAUCUCACGUCUUGAAUCACCUUUGUCAGAAAAGGACAUGAGUGGUCCACAGGUUGAUGAUUUCAAACUGUUGGAUGUCGCUACUGAGCCAUGUGCCCCAGUAUUACAAAGCCCAGUACUUCCCUUACCUCCUGUCCCUCAGCCGACAAAUACAGAAGAAGCCAUAAUUGAAGUUCUGAAGUACAGCCAGAAAGACAUGGAUGCAGCAAUUGCCAGGGUCCAAGCUGAGUGGAGUUCCAAAUAUAACAAGCUACUUGACGAUGGUCAAGAAAUGCGGAAAAUAAUAGCGGAAUUUGAACUUAUGAUUGCCAAAAUCAUGGCUGACCAGGAGAAGGAGAGAGAGGUGGCACAGGCCAAGCUGAAGGAGGCUCUAAUGGAGAAGGAUCAGGUGUCCAGUGACCUCAAUGCAAUGGAAAGGUCCUUUUCAGAUCUUUUCAAAAGACUGGAGAAGUACAAGACAGUCAUCGAGGGCUACAAAAAGAAUGAGGAUACACUGAAGGCCUGUGCUCAAGAUUACUUGGCCAGAAUCAAGAAAGAGGAGCAGCGCUACCAGACUCUGAAAGCUCAUGCCGAGGAGAAAAUUGGCCAAGCAAAUGAGCAAAUUGCAGAGGUGCGUUCCAAAUUCAAGUCAGAGCUGUCGGUGCUUCAGGCUCAGCUGCGGCGUGAACAGCUCAAAACACAGUCGCUGGAGAAGAGUCUGGAUCAGAAGGAGAAAGAGGCUGAAGAGCUCACCAAACUCUGUGAUGAACUUAUCAGCAAAGUGCAAAAGGGUUGAACUUUUUUGUAAAUAUUUUUGUUAUUUUUUCCUUGUAGACUGUCGAGUUUGUCUUUUCGAUGUCUGUUCAUUGUAAAAAAUAUAUAUGUAUAAUAAAAUGACAAGUCUUAAUGUUUACUGUAAAUACUGAUCCUUUUUUAGAUCAUAGUUUACUCAUUUGGUCUUACUUAACAUUUCUCUGCAGAUACAGUAAUUUAAGUUGGCUAAUGCUCAUAUGGAGAUUUAUGCAGACUGAAUGUCUGGUGGGAUUUGGAAAAUAAUAUUUUGGCCAAAUAAAAAUGCUUUUGUCUGGA